Messenger RNA from Oncorhynchus gorbuscha (pink salmon), 384 nucleotides. Its product is annotated as protein eyes shut homolog. Lineage: Eukaryota; Metazoa; Chordata; Actinopteri; Salmoniformes; Salmonidae. Gene Ontology annotation, biological process: heterophilic cell-cell adhesion; establishment or maintenance of epithelial cell apical/basal polarity. The record is from RefSeq and is a predicted model, not a curated record. The annotation marks the transcript as partial. Gene Ontology annotation, molecular function: calcium ion binding. Gene Ontology annotation, cellular component: protein-containing complex; plasma membrane. The transcript is spliced from 3 exons.
UUUGAGUGGAUUUUUCUGUGUUAUUUUACAGGUUGCAUAUUUGAUCUGGAGUUUCGGACGAGGAGAGACGGGAAGUUCAUAGCGUUGGGGAAGCCUGAGGGUCAUCCGAACUCUGGCCGUAGCGUGGGUCAGUGCGGGGUCACACCCUGCACCCUGGUGACAUGCAGAAACGGAGGGACCUGUGUGGACUCUGGAUCCUCUGUCUACUGCCAGUGCCCAUUCGGCUGGAAGGGAGCACUCUGCUCUGAGACCGUGUCUGUGUGCGACGCUGAACACCGUCCCCCUCCCUUGUGUGCCCGUGGUUCCACCUGCGUACCCCUUCCAGACGGAUACACCUGUCUCUGCCCCUUGGGCACCGGCGGACUGCACUGUCAGCAAGCUUGA